Molecule: messenger RNA, 2200 nt
Organism: Gaeumannomyces tritici R3-111a-1
Lineage: Eukaryota; Fungi; Ascomycota; Sordariomycetes; Magnaporthales; Magnaporthaceae
Product: nipsnap family protein
Exons: 2
Coding region: 784-1929 (381 amino acids)
Cellular component (GO): mitochondrion
Source: RefSeq, a predicted model, not a curated record
CUUCCCUCCCGACUCAAGUCCAAAGCUCUUGCCAGGUGCGGGGUGCUGUGCCGGCUGCAUUUAACUCGUCCCAGAUUCCCGAUUACAAUCCAUCCAAUUAGCCAACAGCCUCACCCUCCAUUCCACUCCCUCUGUACCCUUUCUUUCCCCUCAUCGCCUUGGCCCUGUUUGUCGCGGGCUCGCUGGUAGUGCCGCACACUCCGUCUCUGUCGCGGAACGUGCCAAGCUGCCCUACCUCCCGCUCGCCCCUUGCCUGCAGGUCACGCCGAGAUACCGCGUCGUACCCUGCGCCCGCUGCUGCUACCGACUGGCUGCUGCUACCCAAACCCAGUCUUUCCUGACCGUGCUGUGCAUCGCUCGCUGCUUCUGCUGUCGCUGCUACCACCCUUCUGCCACUUUAGGAGCCUGCUUGUCCGCCCAGACGCCUUCUGCUAUUACCUGUCUGCCUGCCCGCCCGCUAUCGAUCGUACCACGCCAACGCACGCGCAACCCCCAACGGAAAGGCCGCCAGUAGAAUUCCCGAGGCAUCCUCGGCCUUAUCCCUAGGCGACACCUCGUGCUUGGCUAGCUCUGCCACUAACCGUUGAGCACGCGGGCCCGAUUUCGCUCACUACCCCCAAACCUCGGUUUCGCUCCAGGCGCGACGGAAAGGCCGCCCGAGACGAUUCGGGCAACCUUGUCCAUUCCCCUCGGACGUGAUAAAGUCGAUUGGAAAGCCGCUGUCCAGCUGUCUGACCUCUCCGCCGAGCAAACCGCACCUAUCGCCCAUUCCCGCCACCCACCAUGCUCUCCCGUCGUAUCCUCCGAGAGGCAGCUGCCCCGCUGCGCGGGGCCCGGAGCUUCGCCACCUCGGCCGUAGCUCGCUCGCAGAAGCGCACGCCGUCCCUAGCCGAUAUCGAACCGGACCGGCAGGCAGAAUUCCUCGAAAAGCAGAAGGCGUUCCGGACACAGCUCUCGGAGGCGCAGAAGCAGCGCGGUACCAGUUUGUCCACUCCAAAGUCCUCCCCCGCCUCCUCCUCCUCCUCCUCCUCGACGUACUCGUCAUCGUCGUCCGCCCCCAAGGGUGGCGGCGACGGCGGCUCCGUCCUGGACAGCUUCAUCCCCGGCACCGUCCAGGGCCUGGGCUCACUUAGCACCGCCAAAGGUCGAGCGGCCGAGACGGCGUCGCACGAGCCGGCGCGCAAGCUCGGCCCGCUAACGAACCUGAUCUACGGCACCAAGGAGGGCCGCGAGAUGGACGCCCAGAUCGAGGCCAGCUUCAGCCAGGUCCUCGCCCGCGGCAAGUACGUCCACACCAUCGUCUUCCACGAGGUCAAGCACGACAAGACCGAGGAGUACAUGGAUCUGGUCGGGAAGUGGUACCCCCGCAUAGCCUCGGAUCCUGAGAAUAAGGUUCAUCUUGUGGGGAGCUGGCGUACCGAGGUUGGCGACUGCAAUACGUUUGUCCAUAUCUGGGAGUACCAGCGGUACACGGGAUAUCACGCCUCCCUCAACAUCAUCGCGGGGCACCCCGAGUUCCCCGGGUUCGAAAAGAAGCUCAACUCGCUCAUCAGGUCCAACAACUCGUCCCUGAUGCAAGAGUUCUCCUUCUGGCCCACGACCCCACCGCGGCACCUCGGCGGCGUCUUCGAGCUGCGGUCGUACACGCUGCACCCGGGCAACCUGCUCGAGUGGGAGACGCACUGGCGCCGCGGGCUCAAGGCGCGCCGCGAGGUCAUGGAGGGAGUCGGCGCCUGGUUCGUCCAGAUCGGGGAGCUCAACACGGUCCACCACCUGUGGCAGUUUGCCGACCUGGAGCAGCGCAAGAUCACGCGCGAGAAGAGCUGGAGCAUCUCGGGCUGGAGCGAGACGGUCCACAAGACAGUGCCGCUGAUCCAGAGCAUGAAGUCGCGCGUCCUCGUGCCCAUGCCCUGGUCCCCGGUCGCGUAGAGCCUUCACACGCGCGAGCAUUGUUUGUCUAGCUCUUGCCGCGCUUUACAGCCUCUUAGUCCCUAUAUUUGGAAGCAUCGCGGUUGUUUACGAUUUUUCUCCUGUGUUUGUGUGCCACGAAUUCCUCAUAUUCUUUUUGCCGGUACUGUCUUUCUCUGGUGUACCCGCCCGGCGUGUUUGACUGAAUAUCUAGUCAUCAAGCAUAUCCUGUUUAGAAUUGAAGAUGCCAUGGUUAGUGUAACUGUUGUUUAGCCUUGUAUUGCACCCCACG